AUUAAUGCAUGAGAAAGUUUAAAGUUGUCGUAUAACCAACAUUGGACGUCAGAUUGCUGACGAUGCAUGUAAACUGAAUUUUUUGCGCAACCUAGAAAAUACUUGUCUGUGUUAAUAUAGGAAUCUGUAACAAAAUUGUGUUGGCAAUCUUGAUGGGUGGCUGCUAUUGCCUGCAAUUGUUUUCACAUGUUUACAUUGUGUAAUGUGUUUGUAAAUAAAAGUAUAAUGUGACAGAGUAUGUUGUCUGCAACUUUUCCCUCUUCCGUCUAAUUCGUUGCUGAUGACUUCUGUGUUGCUUAAGUAAAACCAUUAUGCCAACAAGAGAAGAACUGCCAAGAUCAGAGCCUUUUCGUAGCUGGACUGAUGAUUUACCAGUGUGCCGACUUUCAGGUGUUGGAUUUUCAACAAACCAGAUAUACAGAGAAGAUGGCUACCGUCAAGAAGAACAUCCAUUUGAAGACCGUAGUUUCCGCUGGCGUGUGGAUGAUUCGACCUCAUUAUAUGGAGUAUUUGACGGACAUGAAGGCGUGCAGGCUGCAACAUUCGCUCUUCAGAGAAUGGCUGCUGAAAUAUUAUUUGGAGAGUUACCAGGAAAAACCACAGAUGAAGAAGUGAAAGAGUUUCUGAGGCAAGCAUUUUUUGCAGUUGAAAAGGGUUACUUCGACUCCAUAGAUGAACGUUUAGCUGUCCGAACAAGUUUACAGUAUGAAAUUCCAGAAGGAAUGUCAUCUUAUGAGGCCUACCAGAAAUUUCCACAUGUGGUAGACAAGUUAAAUGCCCUCAACUGUGAAAUAUCAUCUGGGACAACAGCACUUAUUGCACUUGUGCACGCUGGCAAACUUUAUGUGGCGAAUGUAGGAGAUAGCCGUGCUCUGUUAUGCCGAACAGAUGGCAAUGGUGUGCUGCGUGUUGUACAACUGAGUGCUGAUCACGAUUUGCGGAAUGAAGAUGAAUUGUUGCGACUUAAAAGGCUGGGACUUGAUGUUGACCGGAUAAGACAAGGAUCCCGUUUGGGUAACCAAGAAAAUACACGAUGCCUGGGUAAUUAUCUAGUGAAAGGUGGCUACAAGGAAUUCGAAGAGUUGGCCUGUGCAGUGGCAGAACCAGUCAUAGCUGUGCCAGAAAUCCAUGGAGGAAUAGUUCUGGAUGAAUCAUGCAGAUUUCUUCUGUUGAUGUCAGAUGGCUUAUAUAAAUCCCUUGAAGAAGCAACAGGAACGGAUCAAGUUAAUAAAGAAAUUGCUCAAAUGGCUGUUGAACAGUUUCGUAUUCAGUCAACACUGACUGGUGUAGCACAGGCAGUUGUGGACAAGAUUGUCAGAAUUCACCAUGAUGUUUAUAUGAGUGGCUCUACAGCUUCAAAUGGACAGUCAAGAGUUGGUGGCAAGAGAGAUGAUAUCACACUACUUGUCAGAAACUUUAAUUUUCCUCUUCCAAAUGCAUUAAGUUCACCAACAAAUGCUGUUGUUCGUUUCAAUCCAGUUGUUACUACAGUACCGAUGCCCUCAUUUGGCGUGUGUGAGGAAACAACAACAAAUGAAAAUUCACUAACUGAUGCAACAGAGACAACAGAUGACCAGCAGAAUGAUACCUCCACCACUGAAUCAUCUGAUGUAUUUCCUCCAACUCGAAAUCCGCCAGACAGGAGACGUCGUAUAAAGCCAUAUGUUGACUUCUCUGAUUUUUAUAAAAAUGUUGAAAAAGCACGUCAGGAAGGUGCUCUACCACCAGACAUAGAGCUAUAAUUUCUUAUUGUCAUCCUACAAGUCACAUACACAUUAUAAAAUAUUUUUGUAGAACAUUUACCUGAAUGUAUAUUAUGUGUAUUAAAUGGAUAUGUUCACUUUAUAGUGUUCAAGCAUAGCACCAAAUACCCUCAUAUAAUAGAUAACAGAUAACAUUAUAAAUAUUGUGUACUUGGUGCUCCACAGCUUAUGAGUAUUUGUUGAAAGACAUCAUGCUGUACACAGUGAGCUGGAUGUAAAAAUAAUUAGUUGUCAGACAGUUUACUGGACAUGUAGCCCAUUACCAGUGGCAUAUUAGGUAUGUUCAUGUCAAAUAACAUACUUAUCAAGUAUGAAAUCCUUGUGAUGUUAAAAUUGAUGUGGAUCUUUGUGGUACAAAAGUUGUUGUGCAUAUGUAUUAUAGCUGUCAAAUGACAAAUGGCAACACUUCUUGGUCUUAGUGGACACUACUGUCUAGUGAUGAAAACAUGGAACUGGUGAUGAGGCAUGACCAAGAGGUGUGGCCUAUUAGUGUUUUACAAAAAUAACAUGUACACCUGACAGCCUGUGUCCCACAGAUAUCCACAUAAUUUUUAACAUCAUAAAGAUGUCAUACUUGAUGCACAUGUCAGUUGAUAUAGAUGUACACAAUAUAUGCAACUGUUGGGCUAUGUACCCGAUAAUGGUCUGGAAACUAAAUAUUUUUUGAUGCAGCUCAUGGUUGUGAGGAAGAUGUGUUUUAAAAAAAUGUAUAUGCAGUCCUAAAAUAAUCAACCAUCACUUGUCUUGAAGCUG
Messenger RNA from Schistocerca cancellata (South American locust), 2516 nucleotides. Its product is annotated as TGF-beta-activated kinase 1 and MAP3K7-binding protein 1-like. Lineage: Eukaryota; Metazoa; Arthropoda; Insecta; Orthoptera; Acrididae. The transcript has 8 exons. Bases 312 to 1742 code for a protein of 476 amino acids. Gene Ontology annotation, biological process: protein dephosphorylation. Gene Ontology annotation, molecular function: protein serine/threonine phosphatase activity. The record is from RefSeq and is a predicted model, not a curated record.